AUGUUGGUUGCAUGGUGCGGCGGCUGUGGCACCGGCGCUUACCUGGCGGCCCAGAGAAGGAACGCAGAUGGCCGCAGCGCCGCUAGAGUUUCUCUCUGGCCGUGCUCCCACCCCCACCGCCUUGGUGUUUCAGGCUCGUGGCCACUGCGCUGCUCGUCGGUUCACUCUUCGGAGACGGAGGAGUGGCGCGUCACUAAAAAGAGAAGUAAGGAGGAAUGGGAGGCGUUGAAGGCAGAGAUCGCACACAUGUUCCAACCUCUUGUUCGCAACCUAACCCAGAUUUGUUCAACCCGCCAAGCUUUUGACCUUGAGGACUACCAAGUCGGCAUGCUUUUUGGUGCAUUUCUUGGGUGCGUUGGCUGUUACCAGCUGUGGAAGACGGCUCCUUCGACCUUUGUGGAUGUCACACUAGCUUUCUUGUUCUAUAAGCUCAGCAUUGUAUCCUCAGAGCUACAUCAACACCGCAAGUCAAACAGCUUGACCACCCGGCUGAAAUUUGGUACCAUUCUUUUCAUGGUUUUGAAGGAUAUCAAGAAAAGCUAUGUCCUCCUGGAUGCUGUUAGGAUGCCAGUUUUCCUGCUAUACAUCUGUGCGUUCCUGUUUGACGUUGCUGGCAUGAAGAAGUAUGGAAGAAGAGCUCUGAUUUCCCUGGUUAAUUUGCUGAAGAUGAGAGGUGGCCUUCAAGAAAUUCACAGGAUAAUGUGGUAUCCUGGUUACGUUUCUCCCUAUGAAGACGUUUCCGAGUGGUCAGAUGUUUUGAGUGCAUGAGGUGCGAGCAGACCCUCUUAGGUCUCUUUUGGACGGGUGGAGAUA
This is a messenger RNA of Lolium rigidum, 813 nucleotides long. RefSeq lists its product as uncharacterized. Lineage: Eukaryota; Viridiplantae; Streptophyta; Magnoliopsida; Poales; Poaceae. The record is from RefSeq and is a predicted model, not a curated record. The transcript has 5 exons. The coding region runs from base 1 to 768 and encodes 255 amino acids.